Molecule: messenger RNA, 387 nt
Organism: Hydatigera taeniaeformis
Lineage: Eukaryota; Metazoa; Platyhelminthes; Cestoda; Cyclophyllidea; Taeniidae
Source: the annotation of a GenBank genome assembly
AUGCAAUCACCGUCAGCCCCGUUCUGCCUUCUUAUUCUUUCCUUGCUUGUCGCUUCAUCACACGUCUCCGCUGCCGUGCUGCCAGAUGGUGAGGCCGUGCCAAAAUUGGAGAAAGACCUCUUCGAGGUAGCCGACAUCCUAGAUAAUGAGGAGGCUGCUGAGGCAGGAGAGGAGGAGGAAGAGGAGGAAGUGGUGGAGAAAACCAGUGAAACAGACCAUCGAGCAGAUGUCCUUGUUCCAGCAGGAUGGGGCAGCCUCCGACGGAGAAUCGGUGGUGCUUUCAGAAGGGUCGGUGAUGGCAUUCGAAGAGUGUUCAGGGGUCCUUGGAAAAUCUGCAUACCUUCGUGUCCAAAGGGCGGGAGAAGACCACGAUCCUGGGACGCAUAG